This is a messenger RNA of Thalassophryne amazonica, 1276 nucleotides long. RefSeq names its product hyaluronan and proteoglycan link protein 3 (gene hapln3). NCBI's taxonomy places the organism in Eukaryota, Metazoa, Chordata, Actinopteri, Batrachoidiformes, Batrachoididae. Bases 115 to 1212 code for a protein of 365 amino acids. Gene Ontology annotation, molecular function: hyaluronic acid binding. The record is from RefSeq and is a predicted model, not a curated record. Gene Ontology annotation, biological process: cell adhesion. The transcript has 5 exons.
AGAGGAUGCCUCGUUCUGUGACGUCACGUGGUGGCUGCUCGGCAGGCAGCAGAGUCUGUGAUCCGGACAGAGAGCAGCUGAAGACACGCCGAGCGGACAAAUCAUUAUCUCGUCAUGUUGACUCUGCUGCGCCCCCUGCUGGCCGUGUGGCUGUACAUGCUGCCCUGGGGACAGAGUUACUAUAACGGCUUCCACUACCAGGACAUCAGCAACGGCAACGGCAACUCAGAGAUCUACUUCAACGGAGUGCGUCUCCACGUGGAAUCCCCGCAGCCUUUGGUGUCGGCCACCAGAGGGAGCAGCGUCAUCCUUCCCUGUCAGUACCACUAUGAGCCUGAGCUCACCGCCCCGCGCAGGACCCGUGUCAAAUGGUCCUGGUUGCCUGCCAACAGCAUCAGUGCACCUGCUUCCCCUGCAGCAUUCACCCGGGAGACUGAGGUUAUGGUUGCCAUGGGCAAUCGUCACCGCAGCUACGGCAGCUUCCGAGGACGUGUUCGCCUGCGUCGCUCAGCUCCAGGAGACAUGUCCCUCGUGAUCAAUGAGCUGCAACUCAAUGACAUAGGGCAGUACCGCUGUGAGGUGAUUGAUGGCCUGGAGGAUGAGAGCGUGACGGUGGAGCUGGAGCUGAGGGGCAUAGUCUUCCCCUACCACUCCCAGAAAGGACGCUACCACUUUAACUUCCUGGAGGCCCAACAAGCGUGUGAGGAGCAGGAUGCCACUCUGGCUACGUUUGAGCAGCUCUUCACGUCGUGGGAGGAGGGGUUAGAUUGGUGUAACGCCGGCUGGCUGGCUGAUGGCACGGUGCAGUACCCCAUUACAGUCCCACGUAGGGGCUGUGGGGGCACAGACUUGGCUGCCGGUGUUCGCAGCUACGGGCAGCGCCAUCUUCUCCUUCACCGCUAUGAUGCUUUCUGCUUCUCUGCUUCUAUUAAAGGAUCGGUUUACUUCCUAAAAAGCCCGGACAUGCUCAACUUCACAGAGGCAGUCCAGGCGUGUGUCAGUGAUGGCAGCCAUAUCGCCAAAGUAGGCCAGCUGUAUGCCGCCUGGAGGCUGAUGGGAUUGGACCGCUGUGAUGCUGGCUGGUUGGCUGACGGGAGUGUCCGUUACCCCAUCACAAGGGCCAGGGUUAACUGUGGCCCCCCAGAACCAGGGGUGCGAAGUUUUGGGUUCCCCUCUCUUUACCAGAAAUUUGGAGUAUACUGUUAUCGAUAAACUUUGCUUUGACUCAAUGGACUGAAAUGAUUUAUUCCAAAAAAUUCAAAGCUCUACUCCAACA